Molecule: messenger RNA, 2005 nt
Organism: Magnolia sinica
Lineage: Eukaryota; Viridiplantae; Streptophyta; Magnoliopsida; Magnoliales; Magnoliaceae
Product: embryogenesis-associated protein EMB8
Exons: 8
Coding region: 49-1317 (422 amino acids)
Molecular function (GO): monoacylglycerol lipase activity; short-chain carboxylesterase activity
Source: RefSeq, a predicted model, not a curated record
AUAAUCUGGAUUGGUCGAUGGCAUAGAAUAUCCCUUCCUUCUUGGUUGAUGGCGAGAGCCUUUCCCACUUGUCAGGCUCGCCUCUCCUUUCCCCGCCCUUGCAAUUCAUCCGUACACCUCAGCUCCACCACAAAACCCUGCUCACUUCCCACCAUGAGUGCUGCGAAACCCGCCGCGGGACACCGAAACAUCAACUCCCUCGAAAUCAUCGGCGCCCACGAGUCCCUGCUCUCGCAGUUCACCUCCUUGCAGCGCCCGUACAAUCCCUUCCCCUUCAUCACGUGGAACCGGCACGUUGAGACCAUAUUCGCCUCCUUCUUCCGCUCCCUUCCCGAUGUCGUUCUACGGAGAGAAUGUCUGCGAACGAGAGAUGAUGGUGCCGUGUCUCUCGAUUGGAUUGCGGGCGACGAUCGGCAAUUGGCGUCCGAUUGCCCGGUCCUUAUUCUACUGCCAGGUCUGACUGGAGGGAGUGGUGAUACUUACGUUAGGCACAUGCUUGUACGGGCCAGAAGUAAAGGGUGGCGAGUGGUAGUAUUCAACAGCCGUGGCUGUGCAGAUAGCCCGGUUACUACACCUCAGUUUUAUUCAGCUUCAUUUACAGAAGAUCUACGUCAAGUGGUGAAACAUGUUGGAAGUCGUUAUCCUCAAUCGAAUUUGUAUGCGGUUGGUUGGUCCCUUGGAGCAAAUAUUCUUGUUCGAUAUUUGGGUCAGGAGUCCAAUAAUUGCCCUCUUUCUGGGGCAGUAUCCUUGUGCAAUCCUUUCAAUUUAGUCAUUGCAGAUGAAGAUUUCCGUAAAGGUUUCAAUAUCAUUUAUGACAAAGCUCUUUCAAGAGCUCUGUGUAAAAUUUUCAAGAAGCAUGCUCUCCUAUUUGAAGAUAUGGAUGGUGAAUAUAACAUCCCAUUGGCAGCUAAUGCAAGGUCCGUCAGAGAAUUUGACGAUGGAUUAACACGGGUUUCCUUUGGUUUCAAAUCCGUGGACGACUAUUACUUUUACUCUAGCAGUUCGCUCUCCAUAAAAGACGUGUGCACGCCUUUAUUGUGCAUCCAGGCUGCUAAUGAUCCAAUUGCACCAUCUAGGGGAAUUUGUCGUGAUGACAUCAAGGAAAACCCAAACUGUCUUUUGAUAGUUACUCCAAAGGGCGGUCAUCUUGGAUGGGUGGCAGGAGAUGAAGCCCCAUUUGGAGCACCAUGGACAGAUCCUGUAGUCAUGGAAUUUUUAGAUCAUCUUGAGAAAGAAAAAAUGGACCCUGCAUCAUGCAGUCAGUUUGACGGUACUGUGCAGCAAUCUUCACCAGGCUUGCACGAGCUAGGAGUGUAGUGAGGCCAAUAUACCAUUUAUUUAUGGGGCACAAUCCAGUGGUAGUAUCAGGCAUAUGUGAGGCUCGCAUGAUGCAUGCAUAAAAUCCAACCCGUCCAUCAUAUGCUUCAGUGCGUGUUACCCCUAUGUACCUUAAAUCAUGCUGAUCCAUGAAUCAUGUGGGCCACACCACAAGGAACAAGUUGGGAGGAAACGCUUACGCUUGAUUUGCCUAGAGGGCCCACCGUGUUGUAUGUAUAAAAUCCAGGCCAUUCCAACCCUUAAUCCGAUCCGGAUGAAAGGUCAGGUCGAAAUUCAAGCUGAUCUUAUAUUUAGGUGGCCCUUGCUUAAAUCAAGUGUGGGCAUCCCAUCUCACAUUUUUGUGUGGUGGCCCACUUGAGUGUUGGAUCAGGCAUACUUUUGACACUUAUGGGUACUGAGAAGCAAGCAUCUGAUGGACAGAUUGGAUGGCCUUCAUACAUCACAUGGCCCCCAUAUCUGCCUAGUGCCACUCAACGGCGCCCCUUUAUUUAUUUAUUUUUCAUUUACGAAGGAAAAUAUUUGUGAUUAUUCAGCGCAAGCCCUGAUGUAUAGCUUGCCAGCUGCUCAGAUGCUCCUGCAGUGAGAUUAGUGGCAUGGUGGAGUGAACUCCAAAUUCAUUAGUAUUACUAAAAGAACAGUGGGGGUAUUUAAUCCCGUCUUUAAUUUC